Molecule: messenger RNA, 4367 nt
Organism: Uranotaenia lowii
Lineage: Eukaryota; Metazoa; Arthropoda; Insecta; Diptera; Culicidae
Gene: SIDL
Product: trafficking protein particle complex subunit 10
Exons: 4
Coding region: 786-4214 (1142 amino acids)
Biological process (GO): early endosome to Golgi transport; intra-Golgi vesicle-mediated transport
Cellular component (GO): TRAPPII protein complex
Molecular function (GO): protein binding
Source: RefSeq, a predicted model, not a curated record
UGCAUUCUUAUAAAUUUAUUUUCCUUUCCUUUAGUUGGUCAUACGCGAGUAGAACAUUUCUUAGCUCCAUUUGUACAUUGGCACAGUCCACCACGUAGUCCAAUGCCUUUCCAAAAGUGGUUCGUGCCUUUUGUAGGGAGGCCGGAACGAGCACUCCGAACCACUUUAUGGGAUCCGGAUAACCGGCUUCCUUAUCGACCGGAUACUUAACGAGCUGUACUUGUGGAUUUCCAACGUCAUCGAUGGUUUCCUCCAGGGCACUGAGUGGGUUCAUUUCCUUGGAAUCCUCAGUGGGUAACUGUACAGCUGAUACCGAAGUAGGUCCUUUGUAGAAUCGUGUUUGGGCCAAGCUCAAUUGACCAUCGUUUGUGGUACUUUCGAUGUAAGUUUUUAGCUUCACUUCUUCCUGUACAAGUUCCAGGGAACGUAUCAACAAUUUAUCCAUCAGUUGGCAAAUUUCGUCUCGGUCUUCGGUCAUUUUUGAAGGUAAAAUUUUUAUACGAUACUCAAGCAACUUUUGAUCAGAUGAUGAAAAUAUUUCGAGUUCGCAAGUACACUCUAAGAUGAAUAAACCCAGAGAUCAGAAUUUUUGUACACGCAACAUUUACACAAUAUUUCAAAGAAUUAAUUUUACUCAGAAUGCAGUUGGUAAAAAAUACUUCUCAGUUAGCUUUUCCUUUCUAAAUGUGUGAUAUAAGUUUUUAUUUAUCAAUAAUCGUAAAUAUAGCUGUAAUAAUUAGAAAUCCGUGUUAAAUAUUUACGUUUCCCCUGAAUAAUCGUUCAAAAUGAUGAAUUGUAAACCAAUUAUCACAUAUUCAGGGGAUAUACGAUUGUUCAAGACACUGGAAUCACAUAUAGUGGCUGCCCUCCCGACUGAUACGGCCGAGUGGAAGCGCUCCUAUGGGCGCCCGGUGAAGAAUGUCCGCGUAGGGGGUACCUUCAGGCAGUUUGAUGCGGCUGCUCUGGAAAAGUAUCGGGAUGGAUCCUGGAACAUCGUAGAUCAUCCGGUACUCCAUAUCUACGUGACUGAAUGUAGCGACGUGGAAGCUUACCGUGGAUCAGUCAAAGAAGAAAUUGACCAAUGGUUGAAAGUCCUUAACAGUUUCAACGUGGGCGAUUGGAUGAUUCUCCUGGUUGAAACUUUGGAUAUUAAAAAGUCCAAAAACAUUCUUCCGAGGACUACUGUUUUAGACAAGAUAAGGCUAGAUUUUGCCUCGAAGAAUGGAGAUCGAUGCCUAUCGGUACUGAACUCAACAAAGUUUGAAAUGAAGGCAACGGAGUCAUUCCGUUGUUUAUUGCAGAGGAUCCGACACCUGAUGCUGACGGGAUAUAACAAGAAUAUUGUAAAAUAUGAAGAACUGAUUCGAUCCAAUCGGGAAAAUCGAAUCCAAGAGAACUGGAACUUCAUAGAUUAUUUUUUGCUCCAGGAACAGUUAGCAUUUGUCCUAGAAAUGCUGGGUCAGUAUUCAGAAGCAUUGGUGCAGUAUGAUGAAUUGGAUGCACUUUUUUCACAAUUUAUUCUAAACUCGGUAUACGGUGAAAAGCAAAAAUGGUUGAACAUAUUCGAUCAACCGCUGUAUGCCUUUCACGGCAUAUCCCUUAAUCCGAUCAAAAUGCAAGAAACGCGGAACAAGAUUAUCAGCCAAUCAGUCAAUCUGCUGGAAUUCAGAAGUUAUCUUUUCGAACGGCAAUGCUUGUUGUUGAAUGCGAAUGGCAAGCCGUGGGAAAUAGCAGAACGUCUUUUACCAUUCCUUUUCUCAACGCUAAGAGAAAUAGAAGCCUUGAAACUUGAAACUCCCGAAGGAGCCCUCGCAUGCUGGGAGUUCGUGUGUGCCCUCGAAGUAUUGAACCUUUGUGAUCAGGUUCAGGAAUCGAAGGAUAUACACAAAUGCUCGCAAUUCUCCGCACCGAUAUGGAAUCUGACUAAGGACAAAUUAUACAGCCUUGGCAAGCAAUGUGGCUUACUACCGGGCUUCACCCCGACUUCCGAACAGCUUCAUACUGUUGUGCAUCUAUCAGCAGGUAUGGGUGAUGCCAUCCCAGAAAGCAAAAGCCCAUCCCGGCUUGAUGCGGAUACAAGCGAUAAAAGACCAAACUCACCUGGACGCAAGCCAAAAAAAUCGGCAACCGAUAGUCUGAAAGAAGCUCUGGGUUCGAAUCAGGCGUUUACAAAGCUCUAUCUGGAACUGAGUGAAUUGGCCAUCAGCACAUACAAGCACGUAUCCCGAUUGCGUUCGGCACGUUUGGUUGGUUUGGGCUUAGGAAAUUUCUAUAUUACACUUAAUGAACCCCAAAAGGCAAUUGUUUUCUUCACGGAUCUACUGCGGGAGUUGAAAAACGAAAAUUGGCACUACCUUGCCAGCCAGACUUUGCUGGAAAUGGCCUCCUGCUACCGCAAAAUGCAAGAUACCAUAAACUACGCCAAAACGUGUAGUGCCAUUUCAUGCUGUUUGGAUUUGGAAACAAUGGUCCGAACGUUCUACUUUGACGAGUUUCUGAAAUCCGUCGAAGUGCUCAAAGACGAACGAAAAUUCAAUAUCGAUACGCUCGAUGUAAUUGCUGUUUUGGAGGAUCACUUCAAGAUAAUCGAAAUAACAGUAGCAGAAAAAAGUAUCGUACAAGAUGACACAAUCCUAGUUACGGUCAAGAUCGAAAGUCACUUUCCCCGAGAAAAUUGUUGUCCCCGAGUGUCUCUUUCCUUUGAGAUGGAACCCAAAAGCUCAACAGAUUCACCUUCGAGUCAAGUUGUGAUGCCGACAACGGUGGACAGUUUGGCUGUUUUACCAAUCAGUGUUCAUUUGGACUACAAACAGGAUCAUACAUUGAGCUGUGCUUCGGUAGCCUGUGAUAACAAAAUCAAACAACCGGUUCGAAGGACCAGUAGUACUAGAAGGAAGAUUUCUCCCACCCAAAGAAGUGAUUUUACCAAUUGUGUUAGUAGCGAAGAAAUCCAGUUGCAGCCCGGAAUGAACGUCGUAAAGUUGAGCGCAAAGGCCAAACGGGUGGGAACUUGGUGUUUCAAGCAACUGGCCGUCCAAAUCGAUGGUGUUGAAUUUCUGUCCGAAAGUUUACCUUCAAAGCUGUCUAACUUCGAAAUUAUUACCAAAUCAUCCUCGGCGGUUUUGAAUUUCAUGAACCUAAUAGCUGGAGUAGAACAACCGGUCAAAAUGAUUAUCUCUGGUGGUAGUUUCCGCUUCCCUAAAGACGCUGCUAUCACGUUAAAGUCAUCAAAAAAUUUGAAGUUGCGAGUAGCAGCAACAGAUGAUGGUGCAGCAAAAACUACUUUCGAACGUGAACUAGUGGUUCGUUUGUCAGAUUUUAAAUCCUUCGAAGAAAGAACAAUCUGCUUGGACGCACUGUGUGAUUUACCAGGACGCAGGGAGGAGAAACCAAUAGAACAGAAAGUUACACUUCAGGUGCCAUGGAGCAGGAAUGACAUUCAAAUUCCACUUCAUUUUCUUCCUGCCCUAACAGCAUCCUGUCGGCUACAUUCUUCAGGAUCAAGAAAAUUCCUGCAAGUUAUCCUCAAAGGCGUCAGUGAUCAUAAGCUCGUAUUAAAAGAUGCUUCAAUGUCUUGCGCGGCCGAAGGAGUAACUAUUAUUGAUAUUAAUCCUAAGUCACAGAACGAGAUUGUUAUGAGUAAAAACUUGUCUAUCUCGUACCUGUACGAGAUUCAAGUUGAGGCCUUGAAGGCAGAAAAUGAGCUUCCAGUCAUUCACGUAGACUUUCGAAUGAAAUUCGCUGAUGUUAAUCUCCUUGAACCUGAACGAUACUUCAUUCCGUACUCAGUAACAUUCGACGUAAUGGACUACACAACAUUGUUUACAAUAUGCGCCAAAAUUGAACCAUCGGAAUUGUGUAGAGUCAACUCGGUGUGUCACUUGAACUUGCGCAUUUCAAAGGUUCAUGCCAAUCCGUUCAACGAUCUCAUGUACGAAGUUCUGGCUGAUCAGAACAUGUGGGUCGUUGUCGGAAGAACAGCGGGUGUCAUUUCAAUGGAAGAAGUCGACAGUCACAGUAUUACGUUGGAUGUUUUGCCACUGACGGCUGGCUUCCUGCCCUUGCCUAACAUUCGCCUGUCCAAAUACAUCUGGACGAACAAAUCAAAGACCGAUGCACAUCCCCGUUUGCAACCGUUUCCUCCAGGACAAAUUUACAACUCCACCAAGAGCAUGCAGAUACAUGUUCUGGCAAGCAGCAACGCUGAAGCAUAAGAAAAUGACAAGAAAGCAGCACAUUUGACUAUUAUUCGUUCUUGCAUAAAUUUCCAAAAGUAUAUCUGAGUAACAAUGAGAGUUUAUUUAUAUUUAUUAAAUAUUGAACCUUAAUUAUAUUCCCGAAAAUAAAUAUACUUAUAAUCCAUAAAA